UUCCUAAAUCAGAGCACGGCCUUCCUCUCCCACCUUCUCCUCCCACUUCGCGCCUUCUGGGGCACUUCCUGCCUCCUCGCAAGUAAAUUGAGACAUCGUCGUCGUCGCAAUUUUAAUGUUAAUUGCGUUCCUUUGCUGAUCAACUCAUUUUUCACUAUAGCGGGAUGGAUUGAUGAGUACGGUCCUCUCAUCACCAUUCGUUCAGGAACCGAGAAGAUCAUUAUCAUCGGCCGUCAUAAAGCCGUAAUGGAUAUCAUGGAGAAGCAGGGCGGAUCGCUAACUGAUCGUCCUCGAAUGAUUGCUGCUGGAGAAAUUCUUAGCGGCGGACAGGCUAUCGGUUUUAUGCACGCUGGGGACAGGUUUCGUCGGAUGCGUAGAGCACUUCAUUCGCACCUCCAGCCUAAAGCGGCUGAGGCUUAUCAGCCUCUGCAGAUGUCACACGCGAGAAACACAGUGCUAGACAUUCUUGAUGAUCCAUACAACUUCCAGAACCACGCGACAACUUAUGCUGCGGCGAGUAUUAUUAAAAAAACAUACGGGAAAACUACACCCACGUCUGCAAGUGACACCGAAGUCAGAGAGGUUCACCGCCUCUUCGAAAGCUUUCGCACAGCUUUGCGCCCUGGUGCUUACCUCGUGGACUCGAUUCCAUGGCUCAAAUACCUUCCUUGGUAUGGUCUAGACUUAAAACGACAGUUUGAGAGCACCAGGAAACUCUACACAAAUCAGCUCAACCGUGUGAAACAGCAACUAGCACGCAUAGUCUUACCAACAUUCAGACUAUGUUUGAAUUAUUCCACAGCAGAGCAAUGUGGAUGUUGGUCCUUCGUUUGCGAAAUAUAUGCUAGAAAACGAGCGCCUCCAUCAUUUGACGAGACCGAGAUGGCGUUUCUUGGUGGCGCCUUGUUUGGAGCCGGAUCUGAUACAACUGCUGUGGCAAUAUGCACGGUACUAAUGGCAGCCGCAUGUUUUCCCGAGGAACAAGCUAAAGUACAGGCCGAGCUUGAUAUGGUCAUCGGAAGGCACCGAGCACCGACCUUCACCGACCAAGAAUCCCUUCCUUGUCUUCAAGCCUUCAUCUCUGAGGCCUUGAGAUGGAGACCGUUGGCUGCUAAUGGGUUUGCUCACCGAACGACUGAAGACGUGAUUUGGGAAAACUAUUGCAUUCCCGCUGGGACUACAGUAUCUGGCAACCAUUGGGCCAUCUCUCGAGAUCCAGAAGUCUACCCCGACCCUGACAUGUUCAAGCCUCAGCGCUGGAUUAAUGACCAAGGCCGCAUGAGAGAAGAUCUCAAGUUCUUCGUCUACGGGUUUGGUCGGCGCAUAUGCCCUACUCAACAUGUUGCGAACAGAUCGGUGUUCAUAAAUUCGCUUCUUAUUCUUUGGGCUUUCCAGCUCACUCUGGAUCCUACAAAGCCGUUUCAUGACUUGGGUUUCAUGACCGGGGCGAUGCCGAAUGACAGGCCAUGCGCUAUUGACUUCAAGACGAGGUUUACGGAAGUAAAUCUCAGGCAUAUGAUGCAGAAUUAUCCUGUCGUCGCAUGAAAAGCCUUGACAUCGGACUACGCACGGUCGAACAAAGAGCCGGUCGGGAAUGAACCACUAAUUCGUUCAUGCCGUUAGGUCUC
Messenger RNA from Suillus clintonianus, 1628 nucleotides. Its product is annotated as cytochrome P450. The transcript is spliced from 11 exons. Gene Ontology annotation, molecular function: heme binding; iron ion binding; oxidoreductase activity, acting on paired donors, with incorporation or reduction of molecular oxygen. The coding region runs from base 247 to 1545 and encodes 432 amino acids. The record is from RefSeq and is a predicted model, not a curated record. Lineage: Eukaryota; Fungi; Basidiomycota; Agaricomycetes; Boletales; Suillaceae.